This is a messenger RNA of Astyanax mexicanus (Mexican tetra), 5522 nucleotides long. It is a transcript of the gene lzts1, whose product is annotated as leucine zipper, putative tumor suppressor 1. Gene Ontology annotation, biological process: regulation of dendrite morphogenesis; regulation of synaptic plasticity. The coding region runs from base 324 to 2321 and encodes 665 amino acids. Gene Ontology annotation, cellular component: dendritic spine. Lineage: Eukaryota; Metazoa; Chordata; Actinopteri; Characiformes; Acestrorhamphidae. The record is from RefSeq and is a predicted model, not a curated record. The transcript has 6 exons.
GUAUGAAGUAUUCAGUGGCUGGUUCAGCCAAGGACAACACAUGCACAUACACACACACACAUACACACUUACACACACAUGCACGUUUUAAUGUUGUGUGGAGAGGGAAGGUGCUUUGAGGGAAUAUGAGGAACGUUCUGCAGGAACGCUGUUCUGCUGGAUGGAGCUUUCCCUCAGAAAUGAGGAAGAUUUCUACGGCAGGAUAUGAGUCUGUCUGAACCCGUCUCAUCAGUCAAGCCGUCCUGUAUGUGCACAGCUGCUGCUGCCGAGGCCACCUACCACCCACCACCCACCUGCUCCCUCCUCCAGAUGCCCCGGGAACCAUGGGUAGUGUCAGCAGUCUGAUCUCGGGCCACAGCCUCCACACUAAGCACUGCAGGGCCUCCGAGCCCAGGCUGAAGAAGAACUGCAGGAAGGCCGGCCGCAGUCUGGACGGCCUGCUGAAGCAUGGCUUCACCGACCACGGCUCCAACAAUAACACAAAGACCGGCUACAGGUCCGGCAAGAGCGAGGACUUCUUCUACAUCAAGGUCAGCCACAAAACUCCACUGGACCAGAAACGAGGAGCUACGCCUGAACUGGAGCGUCUGCCUGCAAAACUAGAGAAGGGUUCUGAGAAGUCGUUGAUCCGUCCCACAGCUUUUAAGCCAGUUUUACCACGCAGCAGCAGCUCCUCGGUGGAGACCCACAACAACCUGAGCACCAUCCUGGGCUCAAGGAUCAGCCCCAUUGACCGACCCAAAGAUACUCAGGACCCAAAGCAAGAAAACAGCUCAGGAACCCUCUCAGACUCAGGGAGGAACUCCAUGUCCAGUCUUCCAACACACAGCACCAGCGGCAGCAGCCAGCUGGAACACCUAAGCACAUCCACAGGACACAUGCUCCGUUACGGAGGCUCCUCUCCGCACCCAGGCCUGGACAGGAGCACAGUAGGGUUGAAUAGAAGUUCUGAAUCCAGCUGGGUAGACAGUGGAGGAAAUAAUGCAGUCAAUGGGAAUAACAGCUGGAUCAGUAGCAGUGGCGAAGUUCAUGGAGAUAGCAGUGCUACAAAGCCCACAACCAGAUCUAUUGGCGUAUUAAGUGACGGUGUAUCAGGACUGACCGCUGUGAACAUGGAUGUCACUCCUGUUGACCCAGAAGUGACCCUGGACCCAAGUCCCACCAAGUCGGGCGGUGGCGUUCGUUCUCCGAUCACCACGGAUGAAUCUCUGAUCCUGCAGCUGGAGCGGAAGCUCCUGGAGCGAGAGUCGGAGCUGGCAGACCUGCAGUCGACGUUUGAGGAGAAGGAGUCUGACACCUGUCAGCUUUUUGAAGAAAAGCAGCGCUACUGCGCGGAGGAGAUGGCCGGGCUGAAGCAGCGCUGCUCUACCAAACUCCGACAGGCAUCUCAGCGUGCUGUGCGAGCGCAGCAGCUCCUGCAGGGGCAGGUGAUCCAGCUUCAGCAGGAUAAAGAUCAGCUCCAGGAGGAAGUGUACCAGCUAACACAGGAAAGAGAGGCAGCCGAGAACCAGCUGAGGGCCUACAAGAGCCAGCAGACACAGUUAUCACCCACGCUGGAGGAGACACAGUGGGAGGUUUGUCAGAAGACCGGUGAGAUUUCUCUGCUGAAGCAGCAGCUGAAGGAUGCUCAGGCUGAUGUGGGGAAUAAGCUGAGUGAAAUAGUGAGUCUAAAGGGCUCUCUCAGAGACUUGGGGAGCAGACUGGAGGAGCUGGAGCAGAAGAACAGGGAGUGUGAGGAGGCUCUACACACUCGCAGCACUGAAGCGGAGGUGUGUCAGAACGAGCUGCAGAGGAAGAAGAACGAGGCUGACCUGCUGAGGGAGAAGGUGGGCCGGCUGGAGACGGACAUUAAAGGCAUGAAGCAGGAGCUGUCCGUGGCUAAGGAGGAGCAGAUCCAGCUUCAGAGCCUCAGAGCCAAACUGGAGGAGCAGCAGCUGCAGCUACAGAUCAGCCAGGCCAAGAUGGAGGUGUUCGGAGUGAAGGAGCAGCCGUGCGAGGUCAGAGAGAGGUCGAUCAACAUGGACGCCCUUCAGAAAGAGGUGGAGAGGCUGAGAGGGCAGCUGAGGGAGGAGAAGGAGAAGAAGGGCAAGCUGGUGGGAAGCUUCCAGCAGGAGAGACACACCUGGAAUAAAGAGAAGGACAAGGUGAUACGCUACCAGAAGCAGCUUCAAUAUAACUACCUGCAGAUGCUCAGGAAGAACCGGGACCUGGAGAAGAUCCUCAGAGAACUCACUGCUGAGAUGGACAGCAGGACAGAGCUGGACGUGGAUGCACACAGUCCAGAAAUACGCUGCAGUGAACUUGUGGCCACUCAGAUUUAAAAAACACAAGCUACAUGUACAGUAGUAUUGGACUGCAGGUAAAAGAACAUGGGGGACACCCAGCUUUUCCAAAAGCAAGUGGGCUUCCAUAUUUGCAUACUUUGUGCUUGUGUUUUAUGUAAAAAUAUAUGAAUUUAUGCCAAAUUUGGUUUAGGUCACCUCAAAGGUGGACCAUUCACCAAGGAGCCCCUCUGGAACAACUUUGCAACUGUUGUAAACCUGAAUAUACACUUCAAAGACCAUAUUAGAGAGCUGUGGUCCACUCCUUUUGUCUGAAAAUGUGUGUUCAAUGCUCCGUAAAUCACCUACAGUACCUCACAGUGGACAAAUUGGACUCAUACUGGAUUCAGAAGCUUAGAAGAAGGGUGGACGCUUUCUGAAAAGUGUGUUUUUCAAAGCAAUUAUCUGAAUGUUGAAGCUAAAUGAUAAAUAACCAAAGCUGCUUUAGCAUCACUAAAUCCGCUCUCACUUUCUAACCAGUAACAACCAAACAUUAUAACACAAAUCCGGUGUCCAGAUACUUAUGGUCAGCAUAAAAUCACCCCUCUGAUUUUUUUUUUUUAAAUAUUGUCGCCUAAACAGGAAGCGCCAGAUUGAUGCACGAAUGUUGUAUAAGUGUGCAUGCAGUAUUAUUGCAUUAGAUGACUCACAUAUCAUGAUGUUGGCAUGAACUACACUAUUCUAGACUUUAGAUACAGUAUUUAACACCUGUGUAUUAAAUUACAUUAUCUCUCCAGUAUGAAUUUCCUAGCUGAUACUGAAUUAAAUAAUGGUCAGCAAGCAGCUGUCUAAGUCUCAGACCUUGGUGAUGCCACAGUCAUACAUAAGUGACUAAGAGUCUGUGAGACAGUGUAACUGUACUCUCGCUCUCUCUCGCUCUCUCUAUCUCUCUCUAGGUGGGUAGGAUGUCCCUCCCUCUCCCCAAUAACUCAAUCUGGGGAAUUCUAGCCAGUGUGGAUAUCUGUUAGCUGACAUUACAAAAUCCGCCAUUAGUGUUCUCCUCCAAGUGUAUUGCGCUCCAGUAGUUUUGUUUUAUCAGGAGUUUAAAAUGAUUUGUUAGAGCUUCACUUGUCUCCAAGGAGGACCGUUAUAGCCUUUGCCCUCCCAACACUGGUAGCCUAAAUAGUGGGGGACUGGAAAUGACUAAACUGGAGUACAAAAUCCCAGUGUUAACUGGAGUAGAAAAGAAUCUGGUGAAAAGAUGUUAGAAAAUAAGCUGGACAUUGGAACUAUUUUUUCUCUCACCAUGCCCAUUGUUCUUAAUGCAGUGUUAUAACAUUUUUUAACCUGGUUCUUUGUGUGGUAGAACAUUUAAUGCAGGUUCACUACUUCAGCUUUAGAUCCCAAACAACGCUGCUUUAAAACUCUGGACCUGUUUAUACUUAAUCAUUUCAAAGCACAGAAUUAAGUAUUUAAACCAGCUCAUAUCAGAAUGCAUUAUUUAGUAUCUGACCAUUUUAUCAUCCCCUCUUCUUUUACUCACAAAAAAACAUUUUUUAAUAUUAUUUAGUGUUUUCAAUAAGGUUUUCAAGAAAUUACAAACAUUAAAACAUCUAAUAUAUGGGUCACAGAUGGGAGAGCCUCAACAAACAUGAGUUUGAGAAUCCAAGAUGGCUACACUGCACAUCAACAGUAGUAAGAGCAGUAGUAUUAUUUACAGUUCAUCUUUACUUUUAUCUAUUUGUAGAUCAAAUUCAAACAAUGCUGUCCAUCCAUAUGUUGGUCGGAUUCACCAUAAAGCACUGUUAAAUGAUUGCUUUUGGAAAUGUUUUGAAAUAGUACACAGUUAUUUGAAUGUUUAAUAUGAAUUCAGUCAAUUUGUCCAGCUCUGACAUUACAAUCAAAAAAUGGAAUGCAGAAUGUUACUACCAUUGGUACACUAUAUUGCCAAAAGUAAACGCUCACUUGCUUUGUGUUCGGUGAAGUAAGUCUUGAACCCUGUCUUGACUGGAUCAGUUUCUCAGAGGGACGUCUGUGAAAAAUGUUUAAAACGUCUCAAUCUACUCAAUGACGAAACCAGUGUGUUUUUUGGCUUUCUCAGUCACGUGACAUAAUGUUCAGUAGCUCCUCCAUUUCCACUUGCUGUUGUGUUUUACAUGGAUCUCCGUGGAAACACACGCCCAAAGUGUAAUUACGGUGCAUAGCAGUGAAAAAAUAGCUAUUUUAUUAAACGCGAGGUGACGAAACUUAGAGAUGUGAGUCUGGAAGGGAAUAAAAUUACUAGAGGACCACAGUAGGUAAUACAGACUGUAAUUUUUGAAUAUUUUUAGUGAGGAAAUUUCACGACUGGACAAUAACACGCUGGAGUUCACUGAGCCCCUGAGAGCAACCCAUUCUUUUACUAAUGUUUGUAGAAGCAGUCUGCAUUUCUAGGUGCUUGGUUUUAUACAUCUGUGAAUAUGGAAGUGAAUGGACCCUGAGUUCAAUUGAUUUUGAUAGGUGAGCGAAUAUUCUUGGCAAUAUAGUGUACAUUCGUAUUACGGCUUUUCUUAAUAUUGUAUGCACUUAAAAGGGGAUUUUUCAUAAGUUAUUGAGUAAUACAGAAUUAAGAAAUCUCAAUGAACCAUCACAGAUACAUUGAGAUAUAUUACCUUUUGAAGUAGUUCUGCUUAACCCCUUUGAAAAGUAUAUUAGAGACCGAACCAUAGAUCUGAGUAGAGUAUUUAAAACCCCUAAGGGGCUUUGACAGUGAUUCAGUUCUGUUAAGGUAUUCAGGAAAGAUUCAGUGCCAUCUGAUUCAGUUUGAUUCAGUGAUUUGAGCAUGAUUCAGAACUGCACAAACCCAGCUCUUCACAUUAAAGGAGUAUACACAGAAAAAAAAAAAACAGCAAGCUCUUAAAAUAAUGUUCCUUAACAGUGAUGAAUCCACACUUUCUAACUGGGUCUUUACAAUGCACUGAUAUCCUGAUGUAUUUAUACACCUCUACACAAUGUUACAAUGUUUUAUAGUGUAAAUUAUUAUGUAAACUGACAGACAGGCAGACAGAUGUUUACUGUACAUUAACUUGACACUACGACAAAUGCAAGCUUCCAGAUUUGAUGCACUGACUCGUCUCUCACCUGUUAAACCUUUAUCAUAAUAUAAAUAAUUUAAUGAUGAGACUGUUGGGGAUUAAAGUGGUUAGAGUUUGAUCUCUGGAUGUAUAUUUACUGUAUAUAUGCUUAUUUAUUUUGAAUAAAUGUUAAUGUUUUGGAAAAACA